AUGGUGUUCACAAUUAGUAAAAAGGAUGUUCACUGUCAGGAAAGACAAUAUUCUCCGCAAAGAUCAGAUUCACAAUCAGAAAAGGGGAAGUUUGUAGUCAGUAAAAUGGAAGCUUACGAUUUGUGGAGAGUAGAAACAGUUUCUCUAUGUGCACGUUAUGAAAUCAUUGCACCAAUUCUUUACGCUAUUGAAAAAGCACAUUUUGCUCAGAAGACGUCAACCAGCAAUUAUCCCACACGUGCCAUGCCCAGUGCAGGCCUGGUACCAUUCAUACAAAAUUUCGCUUGCAAUCUUAACAAUCAAUGUGAAACCAAAGACAUUUCUCAGGAGGCUCAUGCUGCAGAAGACAGGGUAGAGAAAAUGGCUAGCAAAUUGGCACCGCUAUUCUCGGCUGGGAAGUCAACGUCAUCCUUGAAAAAUAUGGAGAGGAUCAUAGAUGCCUUGCAAAAUAUCAAAGGAGAUGAUAUUGAAGAUAUUCUGAUAAACUUAAAAGAGAUUCUAAGUUUAACUGGUUACAUUGGUCUGAAAGAAAUUGCCUGCAACGCAACAUUGCUGAACUCUUACAUCAUAUUUCCACAAAAUACCAACAUCUCUGCAGUGUCAGCAGCCAUUUGUGCCAUCAAUAGUUCCAUGAUACCAAAUAUAACUGAAACAGUUCAGCAACAUCUCAAUAUGAUCAAUAUUCUAAAAAAGGUUUCCCUUUUAAUGAAGCCUUAUGGUUGGUCUGAAGGUCUUUUUGAUCUUGUAACUAUGAUGGACACAUUUUUAAGUACCCCUACUGCCAAAUCCUUUUUGAAAGAUUUUAAAGGCUUGGGAAAUCUUGCAGAAGUUAUAAAGAAGUUACCUGAAUGGCUUUCGCACCUGCGAAAAUUCGAUGAUGUUGAUUUUGAAAGAAAUGAAGAAUUGCUCAAUAUGAUGGAGCCAUUUUUACUAUCCACUGCAUCCAAUGAAACACUUAAAUCAUGGGAACUUUUCAAAAGCGGUCUGAAUUUAAUUGAAAAAUUAUUUGAUAUCAUCAGUCCUGAUAUGCAGUACAAUUUAGAGUCAAUUAAAAUCAGCUUGAAGCAUCUCUUUGAUAAUUCAACACACAUUGUUAGAUCUCUUUUGAAUGAACUUAAUCUACCAAGUGAUGUAGUGGAGGAAAUCCUUGACAAAGAAAUCGCUGUACCAAGAUUAUUGGACUUCCUGAAUCUCCACAAUGAAACUGACAUUGAAGUAUUUCUCUGUGAAAAACCUGGACUUGACAACAUUCUUUCAAAUCCUACCUUGCUUAUCAAUUCUUCAAGCUAUGGACAUCUACGAACUGUGCAGCACAUUUUGUGUGCAAAUUUCACAAAGGCUCAAAUGGAAUUCUUGAACAAAUAUAUAGAUAUAUCCUCAAGCAAUGUCAAUCAGAAAAUUGUGCACCAUGCCAUUUCUGAAUUUCAAGAUGAUAUAAAGAACAUUAUAGCAACAUUCAAGAAUCUACCACCAGAGGUAGGGAAAUUCAUAAAUGCUGCAGCUUAUGCUGAAAUUGGUCAAAUUAUGACACUUUUGAUGACCUUUAAUGAGACCUCCAUUGAUGACAAUGUGGAUCAUAUCAGUGAAUAUGUUGUUGAGCAAUCAAGAAAAUAUUUUGACAAUGAUGAUGAAAUCCUACAUUCUGCAAAGAAUAUAUUACAGUUUGUUGAUAUAAUCUUGAAAUAUUUGAAAGGUUUGCCAAGUCUUCUCGAAAAGACUGAUAUGUUUGGCGAAGUAUUUGAAAAACUAGAUCCCUAUGACCCAGAUCUCUCUAAAAAGAUUCUUCAUGCUUUGAUGAAUGUAGAAAACAUGGAUAAGUUGAAAGAAGUAUCUUCAAUGUUUGGUAAAGUGUUUCACAAACUCCAGAAGCGUGAUGUAAAACAAGUUGAUAAUGGAAUAGAAAAAGAAUUAGCCAUGAAUCUGAAGUCUAUAUUUAAAAGCAUCGAGGAAAUGCAGAAAUAUAAACUAGAGACUUGGUUUCACCUUUUCUCAAAGAUUCAAGAUCCAAAGUUACUAAAGCUGAUCGAAGAAAGCGGCAUCCUAUCAAGUUUGGCAGUUCAAAUGGAAUCUGAUCCUCUCUGGAAAUACUUGGGACCUCCUAUGAAACUCAUUCAAAUGAGUAUAAAGAAAGUGAAUGAAAUUGUUUCUGAGCUUGAAGGUCUAAACAUUCAGUUUGAUGAACUACUGAUCUUUCAGUUUAACUAUGGCAUUGACAUUGUCCAAACUCUGCUUGUCCUUCUAGAUAAUCAACAGGUUAACUUUUUACUCCAAAAUGCAUCUAACCCUGAAGAAGUGGUGUGUUCAGAAAAUGGAUUAUUAAAGUCAUGGACCAUGUCUCCUGAUAUACCAGUUGAAAGUCUGGAGGCUAUUUUUUGUAAAUCAAACUUAACACGUCUGGUUUUGAAAUUGUCUUCUGUUACAGAAGUCUAUAUGAUGUUUGACAAUAUUAUGCAAUCAAGUACACCAGUUUCAUUGGAUUGGAAUGAUUUUGGUUCAGAUUUGAAAGAAUUUUUAAAAUCUGCAUCAGAUUUCAUGGAAGCAAGUAAAAACAUGAUGAAGUCAGGUCCUCAUUUUUAUGUAAAGAAGUUAAUGACUAUGUUGUAUGAGGAAAUGGAUAAAUUAAAUGGUGGAAACCAUCAAGCAGAAACGAUUAUUGAUGCUGCAACAAAGGCUGCUUUAUACACACUGAACAGUACUCUUGUUUCAUCCAGUGUGAAAGAACAGUUGAAACUAAAUCUGAUUAUUUUUGACAUUUAUUUGGAUGUUGUUCUAGAAUCUGCUAAGGAAAAAGGAGACCUAAGUGGCAUUUUAAAAAUGCUUGCCUAUGAAAUCAGUCAAUUAACACUAUUUUCUGACGACAUGCUUAAAAUACUGGGUUAUUCCAUUAACUAUUACCCUCAUAAGGUUCUUACAAACCUACUUCGGAUUCAUGGGCAACAAAUAUGUCAGAAUUUAAAAAUCUCUGAUAUCCUAGUGUUUCCACCUGAUUACAAUCAAUCAACAAUUAGUUUUUAUGAAAAUGCUUUCUGCAAUCUUAAUUGGACAGCAGUUACUGAAUAUCUCUCUAAAAACCCCAGAAUAGAAAAACUAUCUAUAGCUAUAUCAAGUCUAAAUGGAAAAACUACCCCACAUUUAAAUCUGAAUGUGACUAAAUUAUCCAUGAAAGCUAAGAAAUUCAUCAAAUUAUCACCCACAGCUGGAGGAUUAAAUAAUACUGCAGACCUUAUAGAGAUAUACCAUCUGAUAUUUUUGGAGCAGAUAAAAAACAUAUCACACAUGAAUAUUAGUAAUAUUGGGAAAAAUAACAGUGUUACAGAUUUGGCAUUAUUAUUGUUCAAACAUCUUAACAAUAACACAGAUAUAUUUCCUGGAGAAAGUACCAAAAAUAUGCAAAUAUUAUUUGCUGUUAUCAAGUUUUUUGAGUCACAUAUCAAUAAUAUGCAAGGGAAAAAAGAAAUUUACUUGAUGGAUUAUGUUAGCUCACCUGAGUUUUCCAAAAUGCUUAGAACAGCAAGAUUUUCUAAAAAGUCUACUGAUGCAUUAUUUGCAUGGCUGCAGAUUUUUAUUAGAAAUCCACAGACAAUGGUGAAGUUUUGGUUUGACAAUAUAGAACAUAUAUGUGACGAAAAAUUGUCUAAAACAUCACCAUCAUAUGAAAUGAAUAUUCAUACCAUUCUAUGUGAGGAACUUUUCUCUCAGACCAACGUUACCAAACUUAUGCAGGAACUUCAAAUAAAUUCACCAGGAUUUAAUACCCUCAUUUACACACUUAAAGACAUAAUAUACAACAAUGGUACAACAACAGUUGUAACUAAGACUGACUUUACCAGAAGCUUUGACAGCCUUACUACAAGUUUAAUGGUUUUAAUGCAAAAGCCACCAAGCAGUUCACCCAAGAAGUUUAGAAAUAUGUGGUCUAUGUUUAUGGAUAGAGUUUACAAUGAAUUGGAAGACAAAGAAAUUGCCAUGGACAAAAUACUGAAAAGCAUUGUGCCACUUAUGGAAAAGCAGAUGAAACCUUUCAUAGCAAAAGAUCCUCAAGUAUAUUACAUGAUGAUGAGUAAUGCUGAUGUACUCCUGAAAAAACUUGAAGCUACUCUACCAGAUGUUAAAGAGGGAGAAACCAAAAUGGAUUUUGAAGAAAUGUUUGGCAAAGAUACUGAAAUGCUGAGAAUGUACAAGAACAUGGAAGAUUUACCAAGUGUUGUAACAUCAGUAAUGUUUAACAUUUUAACUAACACUGAAAGUAAACCUAUCAUGGAAGUUUUAAGCUCUUCUUCUGUCCAAGAAAUGAGUGGCAAAAUUUGUAAUUUUGCUAACUACCAAAGAUUUGCAAUACCCACCUGUAUUUCGUUUGACUUGAACAAGUUCAUAAGAGUCAUGUGUCGAAUGGAUUACGACGCCCUUGAAAGUGAAAUGAAAAAUUUUCUGCCAACGGAUCGUGCUAUGCAAAUUGAUAUGCAGCCUCUAUCAAUUUCUCCAAAACCACCCAGUAUUUCUUCAAUGUUGACCACUGUAGAGAAUUUGUGGAAGAAAAUGAUGGCUAUGUCAACGGUUCCAAAUAGUAUGGACAUGUGGAAACCUUUAAGUCUAUGGAUGAAACAAAAACCACAAAUGGAUGCCAUGAUGCAAGAAUUUUUAGAUAUGUCUUCAAAUAUCUCUGACCUAGAAAGUUUUCAAUACAUAAAUUAUAUUCAUAAGAUGAUCAGUGAGAUCUUUGUAAGUCCAGAAGACUAUGAACAUGCUAUAAUACUUGAGGAACAAGUUUUGAAACUUGUCAACUUAAAUUUGGAGAGAAUUCUUACCGGUGACAAUAAAUUUGGCAUGCUCAUUUCUGAAAAUUCUGAACUUUAUAAGUUAAUAGUUAUGAUGAGCAAAUCAGAAACAUUCAUUAAAAUUCUAACAGAAGGCAUCGAAUCUGCUUUAGGAGAUCGUCACAGACUGGUAGCUAUGUUGAAUCUUGCAAACUGGAAGAAUAUGUGCAAUAAUAAAGCUAUAGUAUUGAUGUUUUUUCCUCAAGUAAAUUAUCAAGAAUUUUCUGAAGAUAUCUGUGGCAUGAUAUACAAAAAUAUCAACAUGACAGCACUAGAAAUUCAGGUUAAUGAAAGAAUCCUUGGAUUAAAUGACUUCUUAACAUUCCUCUCUGAUAUAUCUGAUGCAAACUACAAAGUCAAUUAUACAGCUGUGGCAGUACAGAACCUUAAAUUUCAGCAGCUGAUGUCUUAUUUUAUAAUGAAUUUUUCAUCAAUUUUUCCCAAAAUAAAAGAAAACUGGUCAGAUAGUAUGUUGGGCAGCAUACUAUAUGGAAGUCUGCUAGAAAAAUGGGGAAGUAUUGAUAAUGUCAUAAACAUUGUAAGCUCCACAGCAGUACGUCAAAUUGUAAAGAUCAGUCUCUCUAGAUAUGCCAAGACACCAGGCAUUAUACAAGAAUUCAACCACCAGCUGUUUGUCCAAUACAACAUUGUUAAAUUUCUCAAUUAUCAUCUUACUAAAAUAGAUGCUUCUUCAUCCUUUGAUUUAUUGGAUUAUAUCAAUUCUACUGAAUUAAUGAAAGUUGUCGAGAAUGCUGAAAAAAUUCCUGAUUCUGCGGAACUAUUACCAAAUUUCUUCCUGCAUAUGAUCAAGAACCAAGACAAUAUUAAAAAAGUAUUUGAUGAAAAUACUUGGAAAACAAUGUGUAGUGACAAAAAUAUGUUCUAUGAAAUGUUUAAUCCUUCCACCGUAUCAAUUGAUGACAUUGAUGAAGUAAGGAAAGCCGUAUGUGACACAUUAAUGAAUGGCAUUGAUAUUAAGAAAUUACAAAUGCAAGUGAUGGGAAAUGUUGCUGGUUUAAAAGAGCUCAUUGACACAAUUACAAGUACCAGCAGAAAUAAUUCUGAUUUGAUGCCAACUGAUUUUCAAAAGCUUACCCGUGAAAUUGAACAUCUACAGGAAUUAUUGACAUCUCUCACUAACAAAAGACUAGAUGUCCUUAUUGGUGGCGAUAAUCAAUGGUUCAAAGAAGAAAAAUACAAAGACAUCUUCCAAAAAUUUGAAAAAGAGUGGAAUUUUGCUGACACAAAUAUUUUGAAGGCUAGAUCUAUGAUGUUGGAAAAUUACUUGACUGUCAUUCUUAAUUCAAAUAUUUCUGAUGCCAAUCUCUUAAUAAUUAAAACCAAUCUUUAUCGACAACUGGCAAUCAUGAAAUUUAUCAACACCAGACUAGAACAAUUAACAAAAAAUGGCAAAUUUGAUCUUGAAAAGUACAUUGAUAAACCAUUGCUACAAGCUUUAGAACUGUUUGAAAACAAUUCAUUGAGUAUUGAAAGCCUUUUUGACAUACUUCUUGAGCUAGUAAGAAACCCUCUGGAGGUAACUAAUGUUUCAUAUAUUAUUUAUUUUCAUGCUUAAGUAUUCAACAGAUAA
Molecule: messenger RNA, 6405 nt
Organism: Octopus bimaculoides (California two-spot octopus)
Lineage: Eukaryota; Metazoa; Mollusca; Cephalopoda; Octopoda; Octopodidae
Biological process (GO): lipid transport; transmembrane transport
Cellular component (GO): intracellular membrane-bounded organelle; membrane
Molecular function (GO): ATP binding; ATP hydrolysis activity; lipid carrier activity
Source: RefSeq, a predicted model, not a curated record